This is a messenger RNA of Prorocentrum cordatum, 3435 nucleotides long. NCBI's taxonomy places the organism in Eukaryota, Dinophyceae, Prorocentrales, Prorocentraceae. The record is from the annotation of a GenBank genome assembly.
AUGUUGCCGUUCAAGGGCAAGCAAGUCUUGAUCAAGCUGAUAUGCGGCGGCGCUUUGCCGAAGGAAUUGUCCGAGAACGAGUUCGCCAAGAUGCUGGUGAGAACAGCGCGUUUCCUGCGUUGGCUAGCCGUGGGGCUGUGCCCGGAGCAGUUCAAGCUCCUAGAGUCCGCGCAGCACAAGUGGUUAGAGGCAUCGCUGGCCAGCUACAUGUGGCAAGGCGUUGAGGAUCAUUGUUUGGAGCAGUGGGUCGACUUUGUCAUGGAAGAGAAAGUCAGUCACGUAUCUUUGCAUUUCGACGGCCUGCGCGUCGACAAGGGGCGCGCCCUUUUGAGCCAGGCGGGCGGCGAUGCGCAGGCCACGGCAGUUUCGGACGCAGAGAAGCGCAGCGGCGGCCUCGGCGGCCUCGUCGCCGCUGUUCUGGGCGCCGCCUCGGCGCUCGUAUCGGACAUGUGCGAGAGCGACGUUGCGCCGCUUUGCGUCGGCAUCGACGUGAAACAGCGUGGGCCGCACAAGUGCUACGUCGGCAGGGAGCGCUGGAGUCUGCCGGCCGGGGCGCUGGACGAGGCGGUGUUGGCGGCUCUCGAUCGGUGCAUGGUAGUGGCAUUUCAGAUGAAGCCCGCCGAUCGAGAUGACGAAGAUCAUCGAGAUAGUUCGUUGGAUGGCGCAUUGGAUUUAUUUGCGGGCGCCGGCAUCGAGGACAAUGUCGCCGCCGUCUGCCGCGCGCGCAGACGCCGCUCGCUCGCGGCGCGCGUCGCCGCAGGUAGCCCGAGCUCAGACCGCUCUCUGUCGCCGCCCUCGCCGGCCAGCCCAGCUGCGCAGCGGGGGGCGGCAGCUCUUCGCGAGCUCGGUUGUUCAAUUCGCGGCAUCGUGCCUUUUGACCGGCGACGUCUGACGUGGCACGGCAACUGCAUCCCGUUCGGCAUUGCGGCGCUCACUGGCGAUUGGGAUGGCGUCAUCGCAGCUGCGACUGUGGAUUCGGACGAGAACGCAGCAGCUAUGGCGAGCGGCCUUCGUCGAUAUAGUGACUGCGCCAAUCUCUUUGGCGUUUCAUUGCGGCCAGUGCCGACGACGGCGGUGGAGACACUUGGCCGAUUUCUUGUUCACGGAAAAGUUGCAGGCAGAGAACAUUGCGCAGCUGUCGAAGUAUUCGAGCACGGCGGCAGCAUCUUACACUCAGAAGGGUUAUCUUGGGACGUACCUCGAGGUUGUCUCGACGCUUGCUUGCGGAUUAUCCUCGACUUCGGCGUCGAGGCGGCGUUCGCUCUCGGCGGCGGGCAUUCGUCGACCCUUGGCGAUGACGUCGCUGCACGCGACGCCAUGGGCAUGGUGGCCGGAGCCGGCGUCGAGGAGGAGGGGGCCGUUGACGUCGCGAACGCCGGCGACGAGCACGCCGAGGAAUUGGAUGACGAUUCAUGCGCGCGCGUGCAUGCGAAUCUCUUGCAGCUUCUACGCGACGAGGUUACUGACUUCGAGAUGAUCGUGAAGUCGCUCUCUCGCACAGGCGCCACGAAGGACGGGAAUGGGAGCGUUGCAAGGUGCUUGCUUUGCCCAUUCAAAGAGUAUUCUACUUCGUCUGUAAACGUUAAGAGGGAUCUCCUUGCGCAUAUCGCGAAUCACCACGGCUUGCACAGAAAAUGCGAGAAUGGUAGAGAUCGUAAGAUGGGAUCAGGUCGGUACGUUGCUUCAGGCACUAAGCAGUGGAAAGUCAUCCAGGCGUUGUUUGACGACGACAUGUUAUCAAAGCAUCAACCGAAGAACUUGCUGCAGCGCAGUGCCGAUCUCAUGCGGCGGUCGGUGAGCCCGCCGUUGCGGUGUCUUGGUGUUGACAAGCAGAUUCGGCUGCUCCUUGACCACGACGGGCCCCGGUUUGUCAACUUCGAGGUUCUCGCGAGAGAUGGCGCGCUCCAAGCCAGGCGCGUGGGAAACACGUACUACACGAAGGAGUUCGCCGAGCUCGUCUUCCGCGAAUCCAUCUUGCACGAAGGUCGAGUGCGCCCGAUGAGGGCGAGGAUUGUGACGCGCUUUAAGGAAGCCGGCAGUUGCGUCACGCACCUUCUACCAGGAAAGGUCGUUCAGUGGUUGUCGUUGAUGGAGGACGUAUUCUCGUCUCCGUUCGUAGAGGAAUUGCGAACCAAUCUCAUGGGCGAGUUGGUUGAUAAUACAGAGUUUGAGCACGUUUCGUUGGAUGCAACUCUGCGCGCUGCCAUGCGCGUGAAAGGCCAGGCGAACUACAGGGAACCGGCAGAGAUUCGAGCGGCGGCGCCGUUUCCAGACGGCGUUGCCAAGAGGCGCAUUUUGACUGCCAAAGGUCGCACGUCAGCCGCCAUUGGCAUGUGGCCCGUGGCCAGCGAAGCGGCAUCCGUCGUGAAGGCGGCUCUUCGAAAUCACUUGCCCGAGCGAGCUCUCCAGCAGUGCGUCUCAGUGGCAUCAGAUGAUCCGUCGGCGACAUUGUUUGCAGAGCUCAAGCAAAUCAUGCCUCAGCUCAAGUUUUUGUGCCUAGAUCCUGUUCAUCUCGCAAUUGUGUAUAAUCAGGCGCACUGGCGGAAACAUUCUCCGGGCCAGGCAGUUUUGCGAAUCAUUUUGAAUAAAUUCAAUAAAGUGAGCUCAGAUUUAAAUGGCGCCGCGUGGGGCGCCCCUUACACGGGCCACCAGGCUAGCUCGCUGUCUGCCGCCGAGGGCCGCGCGCAGUCGUUGAUAGCCGGCGGCGGCAUGCAGAAGCGCCGAGCGCACAAGAUCAUUGCAGAUCUCGACGCCAAUGAGCCAUUCGUGAGAAAACUUGAGUUCAUCGAGGCAUUGGCGGCAUUGACGUCCGUCCACUGGGAAGAAGUGGACAGGCGCACCCCCGCCGCGCCAAGCAGGAAGCUGGCUGAUGUAAUAGCGAAUGCCGCGCAGCACAGUCGAUGCGAAUAUCUUUUUAAUAAUUUGCGCAUGCGGCACUCGCUGCCGGCUCGCGCGCUGCCAUUGCUCGGUUCGGGCACGAGCCCAAACGAAGCGCUGCAUAGCGAGAUCAACAAGUGGUUUAAGAACCAGCCGGAGUUGUACGCGCAGACUUUAGAGCUCCAGCUCGGCGUCAACGUAAUCGGCAAGCAAAUGAUGCAUAAUUCAGCUAUGUACGCCCCCACUCUGCGCCAGCUGUCUUCGCAAACUGUCGCAGCUAGCGUGGUCUGCUCGUUUGCGAUAUCCGCCGCCGAGUGGGCAAAUCAUUGCGCUUCUCAGGCGCAGGAGCAGAGGGCGCCGCGGAAAGCGCAGCUUCCGCUGGCGCUGCAGCGCAAAGCCGCUGAGCCCCUGGCGAACAAGUGGAAGGUGGAUCACAAGCGCAUGGUUGUUGCGCGCAAGCCAGCAGGGCAACAACAAUUCAUUCGCACCCUGAAGCGGCCGGGCGCAGCCAAGCAGCGCAAGCGCACGCCCUUCUCUCUUGUUCGGAAGCGCAGCUAA